Molecule: messenger RNA, 929 nt
Organism: Drosophila persimilis
Lineage: Eukaryota; Metazoa; Arthropoda; Insecta; Diptera; Drosophilidae
Product: calumenin
Exons: 2
Coding region: 36-929 (297 amino acids)
Cellular component (GO): endoplasmic reticulum
Molecular function (GO): calcium ion binding
Source: RefSeq, a predicted model, not a curated record
UUUUUGAAGAAAAUUUUAAAGCCCGAAUCGAACGAAUGUACGCCCGGAAUAUACAGAAAAUGGAGUGGCCUACAACUGGGACUUUGUGGCUGCUGCUGGUUGUCGCAAUUGCCGCCGAAAGCGUCGCUGCUAUUAGCUCGGAGGACGACUCCUCAUCUAAUGUCGAGAAGAUUUUUCAGGGCCCAGACCCCACCUCGCAGGAGGAGAUCAGGAAGCGCUUGGGCCUGCUUGUCGAUCUCAUGGAUGGGGACAGCAAUGGGAUGGUGACGUUGGCAGAGCUGAAGGAUUGGAUCGCCCAAGCAUCGCGACGGUACAUCGAGAAUGAUGUGGCACGCCUCUGGAAGCGUCUGAAUCCGGAGAACAAUGGCAACGUCACCUGGAACGUGUACCAAAGUACCAUCUACGGUUAUGACUUGACUGGCUACAGGAGCCUGAUAAACCGCGAUCGCCGCCGCUGGAAAGUGGCCGAUAGGGAUCGCGACGAUAGCCUAUCCCACGAGGAGUUCUCGGCCUUCCUCCACUCCGAGGACCAUACCGUCAUGCGUGAUGUUGUCCUCAAGGAGAUGUUCGAUGACCUGGACCUAGACCACGAUGGCAGAAUCUCCCUGGCCGAGUAUGUGCUCGACAUGUACCAGUCGGAAUCACCCGAUGAGGAGACACCCGAGUGGGUGGGCGAAGAGCGUGAUGUGUUCGGCAAGUUCCUCGAUCUGGAUGGCGAUGGGUUUCUCAGCGAGGCGGAGGCGCGCCAGUGGAUAGCCCCCCAUGGCCCGGGCCAGACCGAUGGCCAGGCCCUGCGUCUGUUCUUGGCGGCCGAUGCGGACGGGGAUGAGCAGCUGACCAAGGCGGAAAUCCUGGACAAGUACAACAACUUUUUGAGCUCCGCGGCCACCGAGUAUGGCGGCUCCUUGAUGCGGCAUGACGAGUUGUAG